Harpia harpyja (harpy eagle) is the source of this 2263-nucleotide messenger RNA. RefSeq names its product gap junction protein beta 3 (gene GJB3). The coding region runs from base 376 to 1146 and encodes 256 amino acids. Gene Ontology annotation, cellular component: connexin complex. The transcript is spliced from 3 exons. Lineage: Eukaryota; Metazoa; Chordata; Aves; Accipitriformes; Accipitridae. The record is from RefSeq and is a predicted model, not a curated record. Gene Ontology annotation, biological process: cell communication.
UGCCCUGGCACUUGGCGCACGCCGGCACGGGGACCCCAGCUUGGCCCCGCUUGGCUCAGCCACGCUUCUCGGUGCGUCCCCAGGUCAGCAGCGUGAGAGCGUAACGGUGGGUGCGGGGCUUGCUGUGGGGUAUCCCCGGCCAGGGAUCCCUGUGGGCUCCGGGCAGCGCUCCAGGCUCUGUUCCUUCCUUGCAGUCACUGGACGCCUCGCCGCGCCACACAGCCCUCCCCGGACGAGGGGACCCUGAUCGCCCGUGUGCCAUCACAUCCCCGGCCAUGCCCCAAGCUGGGGACAUCCCAUCCCGCAGCCCCCGGUGAGCGGGGAAGGAGCCCGAGCCUCCUCCAGGUCGGGUGACUCUGGUCUCCACCGGCCGCCAUGGAUUGGAAAACGCUGCAGGCGCUGCUCAGUGGGGUCAACAAGUACUCCACAGCCUUCGGCCGCAUCUGGCUCUCUGUGGUCUUCGUCUUCCGCGUGCUGGUCUACGUGGUGGCGGCCGAGCGUGUGUGGGGAGACGAGCAGAAAGACUUUGACUGCAACACACGGCAGCCAGGCUGCACCAACGUCUGCUACGACCACUUCUUCCCCAUCUCCCACAUUCGCCUCUGGGCCCUACAGCUGAUCUUUGUCACUUGCCCAUCCCUCCUGGUCAUCAUGCAUGUGGCCUACCGGGAGGACCGCGAAAAGAAGAAUCGGGAGAAGAAUGGGGAGAAUUGCCCUAAGCUCUACAGCAACACGGGCAAGAAGCAUGGUGGGCUGUGGUGGACCUACCUGCUCAGUCUCUUCUUCAAGCUUAUCAUAGAGAUCCUGUUCCUCUACCUCCUCCACAAGAUGUGGGACAGCUUCGACUUGCCAAGGCUGGUCAAGUGCUCCAACGUGGAGCCCUGCCCCAACACUGUAGACUGCUACAUCGCUCGGCCAACCGAGAAAAGAGUCUUCACCUAUUUCAUGGUCGGAGCCUCCUCCAUCUGCAUCGUCCUCACCGUCUGUGAGAUCUUCUACCUCAUCUUCAAGCGGGUUGUGCGGAGUGCGCGGAAGUGGAAGAAGUCCACCAAGCGCUCCGUCAGAUACAGCAAGGCCUCCACCUGCCAGUGCCACCUCAAGACGGAGGAGAAGGACAAGUCCCAGACUAGAGGAGAGGAGCUGUGAGCUCACGCAUCCCAGCUGGCUCGCUUUCCCUUGGCCCACCAGCUUUUCAAGCCUGCCAAGUCCCCCAACCCUCGAGAGUCAACCCGUGUGAAAAAUGACUAAACCCAACCAACUAAAGUCCCCCGAGAGAGGGCCAUAGGUGCCCGAGCAGAUGCAGGUAAGGUGAGGGCAGCCCCAGAGCUCUGCUGGCUGCACACAGCGGUGCCGCAGGGCUUGUACAUCACACCAACGCAGACGCCGUGCACGACUCUGCCGAGCAGCCAGCCCCGCCGCGGCAGCCAGCGCUGUCCGGCCUGGCAGCGAGCCCAGCCAAGAGCUGCAGGGAUGAAGCCAUCGAGCUGGGAGGGUACACGGGACUGGGGCUGGUGGGAGGGAGCAUGGGGGCUCCCGUGUCCAAACAGCUUCUCUUGGGUCCUCCAGCUCUGCUGCUCCCAUGCUGGGUGUGAAUGCACCGGUUGGUGCCCAGUCAGGGCUGGCAUCACCCAGCAUGGUGACAGUCGUCCUGGCUCCCUGUGCCUUGCACAUGCACAGUCCCAAGCACUGUUUCAUCUUCCUUUCCAAAGAAAUGCUGGGCUCAGUGCUGUGGCCAGACCCCUCUUCAUGCAGCCAAAGUAAUUACAGAGGAGCAGGGCUCCAGGCUGUUGCCAACUGCUUGGUUGGCCCAGUUUGCCAGUACUGGGGCAGGAGCAGCUUUCUGCCUUUGCUCAUGCAAGCACCGUGCCGGUGUCCUGCCUAAACGCCCUUGCUGGCUCUGCUGCUUCCCUCAGUGCCUUUGCAUCCCCCCUUGUCUUGGAUGGACAUCACGCACAGCACGAGCUACGGAUCCAAAAGGCCAAUAAACGCCAUGUUGUUUGUAGACACUGGGAUCUGCUCCGCACGCUGUAAAUCGGGGGGACUGGUGAGGGCAGAAGAAAUGGAUUUGCAGAGGUUCCCCAGGAUCCCUGGCCGGGUGCUCCUCACUCCCGCCCGAGCCGGGGCAGCACGGGUCGAGCCCCAGGGCCAGCGUGCCCAGCAUCCGCCCGCUCCACCUCCUCCUGCCUUGUCGCGCAUCGUUAAACUUUAAUUCACCAGAACCGCAUGCUGGCCCCCAAGGAAAUCAAGGAUGGAUCAGCAUCAA